Molecule: messenger RNA, 6704 nt
Organism: Pygocentrus nattereri (red-bellied piranha)
Lineage: Eukaryota; Metazoa; Chordata; Actinopteri; Characiformes; Serrasalmidae
Gene: nrg2a
Product: neuregulin 2a
Exons: 11
Coding region: 671-2875 (734 amino acids)
Biological process (GO): nervous system development; intracellular signal transduction; animal organ development
Molecular function (GO): signaling receptor binding
Source: RefSeq, a predicted model, not a curated record
AGGGGGGGGACGGCAACAGUUUCCAGCUGCAGGCAUCGCCGGCCUGGGCUCGCGCCGCUGAGACAGUGGAUUUACUGUUUUCUGUAACAUUGAGUCGAGGCCGCGUGCACUGCAGCAUUUGGCGUUUUGCUUCUGCAGUGAGGGGAUACUGAGGGUUCUAAGGGGCAUCCGCGCCUCAGCACUGCGUUUUUUUCGGAGGGCUAAAGAUUGCGGAUAGCUCGCCAUGGCCGUGUAGCUUCAGUGGAGGCGGGGAAAGCCACUCACCCCCCCUCUCAAUCCCUCCCCCCUUUUUUGCGUUUUUAUACAUUUAAGCAUGUGUUUUAGCAUCAGGAUGCGCUCGAGGAGGCUCGCAGCCCGGCAUCGUUACGCUGUUUCCGGUUCCUAGCUGCUUGUUUGGUGCCCCCAUUGCAAAAAUUAUUGGAGGAGAUACAAAAGACAGAGAGAGAGAGAGAAAGAAAAGAAGGAAAGAAAAACCCUAACAAACCCCCACCCCCUAAAAAAAAGCAGCGGAUCCCGAUGGCACGGCCACUUACGCAGGGUCCGCCGCGCCGCCGCCGUCGCCGUGCCACCGCUCGAGCCCCGUCGCGCUCCCUCGUCCGUUCAGCCCCGCUCCCGAGAGCCGUGCCGCAGCGCGCGCCGCAGCGAGCCGCGAGCCCAAGCCGGCGGCAGCAUGAGGCUUGAUUCGGUGCACUUCUCCAUGCUGGUCGUCGGGGUUUCGCUGGCGUGCUACUCCCCGAGCCUGAACUCGCUGCAGGACCAGGCCCACCGCUCGGCCGUCGUCAUCGAGGGCAAGGUGCAGUCAGCGCCCGCCAACGCGUCCGUCGAGCCCUACAGCGUACACGUGAAGGUGCUGGACGUGUGGCCGCGCAACAGCGGCGGCCUCGAGCGCGAGCAGCUCGUCACCGUCGGCGACUUCGGCUCGGCGGCGCCGUGCGCCACAGUGCUCAAGAACCACAAGUACAUCUUCUUCAUGGAGCCCACCGACGAGCCGCUGGUCUUCAAGGCGUCCUUCGCUCCGCUCGACACCAGCGCCAAGAACCUCAAGAAAGACGUCGGGAGGAUCUUGUGUGAAGACUGCGGUGCUCCUACGCUCAAGCCCAUGAGGAACCCAGUGAUGGUCGAGGAGGGAAGCAGGCUAACAAUGAAGUGCGAAGCCUCGGGUACCCCUCCCCUUUCCUAUAAGUGGUACAAAGAUGGCACUGUUCUGAAAAAGAGCAAAGAAAUCAAGAUCAAAGGAAGCAAGAAAAACUCGAAGAUCCAGAUUGCCAGCGCCAGGCUGGAGGACUCUGGGAAUUACAUGUGUGUGGUGGAGAACGAAGGGGGAAGCAGCAACAGCACAAGCACCGUUCAUGUCCAAAGCAUAACCACAACGUUACCUCCAGGCUCCGGCCAUGCCAGAAGAUGCAACGACACAGAAAAGGGGUACUGCGUGAAUGAUGGCGAGUGCUACUUCAUACAUGGUAUAAAUCAGCUGUCCUGCAAGUGUCCAAAUGACUUUACUGGCCGAUCGCUGGUCAAACCUACGUUAUGGCCCAGUUUCUACCAGUCUCUUGGGAUUGAAUUUAUGGAGGCAGAGGAGCUGUAUCAGAAGAGAGUCCUGACAAUCACAGGCAUCUGCGUGGCUUUGUUGGUGGUGGGCAUCGUGUGUGUGGUGGCCUACUGCAAAACCAACCUCCCCCCCAGGAAACAGAGGAAGAAGAUGCACAAUCAUCUACGGCAGAACAUGUGCGUUGAUCACCCCAACCGCAACCUAGCCAACGGCCCCAACCAUCCGGGCCCCGGCCCUGAGGAAAUACCCAUGGUAGAUUAUAUCUCAAAGAACGUUCCAGCCACAGAGAGAGUGAUCAGACAUGGAGCGGAGGCGUCAUUCUCCGGCAGCCGCCAGUCUUCCAGAUCCCACAACUCCUCCACACGAGCCCACUCCUCCACACACAGACAUGAGGAGAGAACAUGGAGUCUGGAGCGAACGGACAGUGUGUUGUCAGACUGUCCCUCGGGCAUGCUGUCAUCCUCCGUGGGGACCAGUAAGUGCAGCAGUCCCGCGUGUAUGGAGGCGCGAGCACGGCGAGCCGCUCACUGUGGCUUCCCUGAGCCCCACCGGCCGCCCCUGCAGUACGGAGACUCCUUCGACUCGCUCGGUGACUCUCCACAUAGCGACAGGUACGUGUCGGCUCUGACCACACCGGCCCGUCUGUCUCCAGUGGACUUCCACUACUCACUGCCCCAGCAGGUGCCUACCUUCCAGAUCACAUCUCCCAACGCCAGCCACGCCGCAUCUCUGCCUCCGGCUGCCCGCGCCCCCUACCCCCCACCACAGGAGGAGGAGGACCAUCCACUGCUGCUGCGGCGCUACCAGGUUCCCCUGCACGAGGCGCAGCGAUACCAGCCCUACCGUCAGCAGCAUCAGCAACGGCAGAGCUACCUGCGGGACAGCCCAGGCAGCCUACCGUCCAGCCCACAGCUGCCGGCCCAGGACGAGGAGUACGAGAGCACGCAGGAGUAUCCGGCCUCAGCCUCCUCACUGGAGCAACCAAAGAGAAGCGGCCGGCGCAGCUGGCGCAGGUCCAGACUGAACGGGCACGUGGCGCCAAGGGGCUACCGGCCGCCCCGGGACUACGGCUCGCGCAGUUGUCUGUCGGACAGCGGCUCCGAGGAAGAGGAGGAGGAGGAGGGCGAGAGCACGCCCUUCCUCAGCAUGCAGAACAUGAGUAUCCCCGAGCCCUCUACCAUCUACAGGCCCGCGCCCCCCGUGGCCUCAGACACGCGGACUCCUCACAGUGCCGCCGGACGCCACGCGGCCCGCUCCAGCACACAGGGCAGCAGCAGCAGCAGACAGACGCACGCGCGCUCCAAACCGGACAGAGCUGCCCACUAAAAGAGAGACAGCCCACCCUACCCUCCCACCCCCACGAAAAUGUGUAUAACUAUAGACCUGCACCUAUAAGAAAUAUUUUUAUUUUAUAUAACUAACAGAUAUUCUAAACAAAUGAAAUAUUUAUUUUCAUUUUAGCAAAAAAGUUGUCUACUAGUUAUCAGCAAAGACUUUUUUAUAGGGAAAACUCUAUUUAUAUGUACAUUUUGAUUUACAGCAUAAAAGAAAAAAAAGACGUGCCAAUUUUUUCACAACUUAAAGAAAUAGAGUAAUAUUGUGGUGCCUUUUGCUGUAUGCCGAUGCCAGAGGGCCAGUGGAGUUUUUUGUAGCCUUUCUUAUACGGACGCCUCAUUUUUUAUACACGUUUACUGUUCUGUUAUCUCUUUUUUGGCCUUUUUUUCCUUUCUGUUUUCCAGGUUGUGUUGUUUUGGGAGCUGACCCACCAUUUGAGCUGUGACAUUGCCCCCUCCCCAACCAAUCACACACACGUCAUGCAAUAUAAACCACUCUUAACUAAGGUGUAUGUUUACAAGAAUAUAAUUCACACAAAUGUUCAAUGAUUAUGUUGCUUUUCUAACAGGAGCUCUAAGACAAAUGCAACUGGGGAGGGGGCUUUUUUUCCCUAUGAAAAGGGAGAGAAGUGUGUGUGAUUUGUGUCCGGAUGUCAGACCAAAUGUGUGUAGAUCUGCCACGCACCACUGCAAGGUAUGUGUUCAGAGAGAUGGAGAGGCCUAGGAGGGAGUGUGGCUUUUGAGAGUAAUGCUGCUGUUGUCUAGCUAUCAAAUGUUUCACAGUACUAUUGGAGCACUAUUGGAGCUGUGUUAGUUUUAGCAGGGGAGGUUGUAAAUUGUUUUAAGGGAUUCAAUUGGCCAAUUCAUGCAGUAUAAAGUUGUUUUGUAGAUCCCCCCUAUUACCAAAGACUGAAUGUCAUAGCCCAGAUGUACGCAACUAGCAUUAGGCAACUGGUGCAGCACACAAGCUGUGACCGAAAUGGACCCCUUUUCCUUCAUUAUGCUCUGUAGGGAGAGACGAUUUAGUUGACUAAUUAACCGCAAAAACUCAUGGAUCAGUAAAUGAAUUCAGACACUUCAUCAACCUGUAUCAGCAUUCACCAGUCGCAUAAACAAGCCAACAUCAAUUGCUUGUAUGAGCAGAACUUUCUCCUGAAAUGAUCCCUUUUAAAGAAAUGCCAUGUCUUACUCUUGAGAAAUUGCUGUAGACAUCAUUUCAGGCUAUUUUGACCCAUCAGUGUAAUUCUACUAGACACAAAUCGUAAGUUAAACAUUAAUGUUCUGUGCUGUUCACAAUAGAUUGAGAGUGUAUUGUGGGUAAACUGUAGUGCCCUCUAUAUCAUUCUGUUUUACAAUUGAGACACUUAGAUAAGAGUGCUCUAAAACACUAUAGGGGUCCAUUUCAGUCACACUCUCACUAACAAUAACAACACAGAUCAUGGCCAUGUCUGUUAGUUUAUUAUAUUACAUUGAGGUCAAUCAAACAGGACUACAAAUAAUGAGGGAGCUCCAGGUUUACCUAGAGACCUUAUAGUUAAGUCUGUCCCUCAAUGGCUAUCUUGGCAAUUUCCCUCUACACUUGAUUUCAAUCACACAAAGUUCCUGUAUACUUGAAGGGGGAGAGACCUGUAAACCCAAAAAAACUGCAUAAAUAAUUGAAAUGGAGGGUUGUACUUAUUAUAAUACAUGAAGUAAUACAAUAAUAAUUUCUUCAUAAGCUGUAAGUUACCAACCAAUCUCCUCCUCUUCUGAUGUAAUGUCUUUGGUCCAGUAAAAUACAGAAGGUAAUUCACUCCACAAUGAUUACUUCUCAGAUAAACGACUACAAACAUUGGAGAUUUUUGCUGGAUUAAAAGAUCUCAUUGAUAAUCACUUAAGUUAUAGUACCUCCCCAGGUAAAACAAAUCCGACUCGAAUGGGACUUAAGAUGACCUAGGUUUGUCACCUUGUGUCAGGUUCAUUAGACCCUGAAAGGCAGAAACAGCUUCAAAAUUGGCUGACUGUGCAGAGAGAUGCCUGGUAGGUGUUGAGGUUUUGGUAAGUGCUUACAGCUGCCUUGAUUUCCUUUGCGUUACCUACAGCGUAAGGUUUGUCACUGAAGAGCCUUGUCAAUCCAAAGGGGGAUAUGCAGGGGGAGGGAGGUCUGCAGGCCUGACCUCAGCUGUCAGUACUAAUGGAUUGCAGCAGAUAAGACAGAAAUAAAAGCGUUCCAUCCAUUCAAUCCAGCUUAGCCUUCCAUUCCCAACCAUUCAUACUGUUAGUGUGGUGGACAGAGAGCAAGAGAGAGAGAACAAGUGUGAGAGAGGGACAGCCACACAGCGUCUCAGGACUCCUCCCCAAAACCCCAGCCCCAUCCCAACCUUCUUCCAUCAGGGGUCUAAAGAAAGAGAAGAAGACCCUCAGAGGUUGAUAGAUGUCACAGCCUCCCUCUCAUCUCAGGAUGGAGCAGGAUCACCUAAUUCACACUCACCCUCACGCAAACACAAGACAAAUAGCUGUGAAACUUCCGAGGGGUCAUGAAAAUGCCAAAAUAUGCAAACUUUCUAUUUUGCUCCUGUUCAAUGACAUUUUUUUUAUUUUCUGAAAGAACAAUAGUGCAUUGUGUGGAAAACUGUGAUGCCUGUCAUGUGUCUGAGUUUAGUUCCCCUUAUAUCAGUGAGACCGCCAAACAGUGCAAACUAGCUUUAGGGUAAAUGUACUAUUAUUAUUAUUAUUAUUAUGAUUAUUAUUAUUAUUGUAGGAAAUCAUAUAAAUAUUUUUUUCAUAUGCAAAAAUUAUACCAAGCCAUGGCUCCGCCUCCAUUUUUGAAGCAGUCACUGUUACACGUUCACUGAUGGCCGUCACUCUUAGUCCAAACCAAUCAAACUGCACACAGCUAAUUCUGCAUAAGUGAGAGGUCUUCUCUGCCAUUCACGACCUGUCACUGUCAGUAGUGUUGCUUGUAGUACACAAAUUCAUAAGCAUUUGUUUUUCAAUUGGUCACCAUGGGCUAAAAACAAGCCACCGUCAACACAUUGCCUCCUCAUUUUGGAAGGUAAAUAUGACUUGUGAGCAGGUCAAAAGUUGAAGGAACACAUCACUGGCAUAGAUAAGCUAACACCAGACCCAAUAAAUGGAGGAAAAUGAAGAUGAUCUCUAAAAAAGGGCGGCAUGUACUUCCACAAGUUGUGAUUAAUCUAGUUGAAAAGAAAAAAAAAGAUAAGCAAUUUACUAGCUAGGUCCUAAAACUAUUCUAUUGCAGUAUUGUGAUGGCACGAAGGAAUAGAGAUUUUCUAAAACCAAGACUUUUUGUUUUGUUGUUUUUUUGUUUGUUUGUUUGUUUUCCUUGCACUUUGAAGGCCAGAAUCUAUUUGUUCCCUGCCCUGGCGUUUUGGAUCUUAUUUGUAUGUUUGAGAAAUGCAAAACCAGACAGUGCUUCUCUAGUUAGUUUAAAUGUGAUAUCCCUUUCCCCUUUCCAAACCCCCCUAGACUCUGACCGUUUCUGUUUCUACUGUUCUUCCUUUUGAGUUUUCUCCUCGCUUGAGAAGUUUGAACACCUCUCCUCUGCAUGUCCUUGUGGUCAAGGUUAAAUGGGUGCAUGGUAAACAGCAGCAGAUGAUCCCCCCAGCCCCCAUCCCCCCACCCCCGAGUUGGUGAAAGUGUAUUUCAUUUACUAUUCAGCAAUAAAAAAAGAAUCUUUUCCCCCAUGUCCAUUCUUGGAAUAUGCUAGAAAAAAAGAAAUACAUGCCAGAUUGUCAUAGAUUGUAAAAUAAAAAUUGAAAACAACAAACCCACGUCUUCACAUGGAAAAAUAAAUCCUUCUUCGUAUCAUUUAAACUUUA